AUGGAAUUUCAAGAAACCUUCAUGGAAUCUUCUGUUCUGGACUUUGUUGCAGAAUCAGAGUUUGCUCUGUCUUCGCCAGGAUCAGACCAGAUCGAAGUCAAUUCGCCGCACCGUGUGGACCUUUGUGACAGGUUGUGUGAUCUGGCUGGGAUACGCGCCUUUACCGACCACUCAGUUCCAUUUGGAGGCGACAAGGAGUAUGUGGAUUUGCUUGGGGACCAAGCAACAGCCUUUAAGAUGGGAUCUAUCAAUUCCCUGAUGGUCAGACCCAAAAGGAAACGCGUGAUCACUUAUGCCCAGCGCCAGGCUGCUAACGUCAGGGAGAGGAAAAGAAUGUUCAGUCUGAAUGAAGCAUUUGAUCAGUUAAGGAAAAGGGUGCCUACUUUUGCUUAUGAGAAACGGCUGUCUAGGAUUGAAACUCUACGUCUUGCCAUUGUCUAUAUCUCGUUUAUGACGGAACUUUUGGAUAAUAAAGAAAAAAAUCCAACUUCAGAAUAAUGUUUUGUUUUUCACCACGGAAAGGAAUCUUCAUCCUCUUGGUCUUGCUAGAUGGUAUGUGACUUACACCCCAAAUCAUCGUGGAGAUUCCGGAUCCUACAAUGCUACUGUAUGUUACUGUAAAUACUUGAUGUACGGUGGACCAUUUAAGCGUUUAAAUAUAAUUAUAUUUUCUCAAGACCCUAAUAGGUAUAUCUUCAAACUUGUAUGUGCUUAAAUUUGUGACCGUCAAAAUACAGAGGAUUUAGGAAAAUUAGAACCGAUAACGCAACA
Molecule: messenger RNA, 771 nt
Organism: Amblyraja radiata (thorny skate)
Lineage: Eukaryota; Metazoa; Chordata; Chondrichthyes; Rajiformes; Rajidae
Product: fer3-like protein
Exons: 1
Coding region: 1-498 (165 amino acids)
Biological process (GO): regulation of transcription by RNA polymerase II; developmental process
Molecular function (GO): RNA polymerase II transcription regulatory region sequence-specific DNA binding; DNA-binding transcription factor activity, RNA polymerase II-specific; protein dimerization activity
Source: RefSeq, a predicted model, not a curated record